AAUAAUAAUAAUAAUAAUAAUACAUCACACAGUCCUAAACACUUGGGAAGUGUUUGACUUGUGAUUUUGUGAUACGAAAUCCAGCAUAUAGAUCUCAUUUGCUGUGUCAUACUCUGUCUUUGUGUCAAUAACAAUAACAACAAUAACAACAGCAACAACAUCACAUAGUCCUAGACACUUGGGAAGUGUUCGACUUGUGAUUUUGUGAUACGAAAUCCAGCAUAUCUGUCUUAUUUGCUGUGUCAUACAAUGUUGCUGUGUCAAUAAUAAUAAUAAUAACAACAAACAAACAAACAACAACUUUAUUUUUGUAUCUUGCCUCCAUCUCCACGAAGGGAUUCAGAGAGACUUAACACAGGGCCAAGCCCAAACAAUUACAGUAAAACAAGAUAAAAUACAUACAAAACACACAGCAUCAGUCCAAUAAAAUGCUUAUACAGUAUCAAAGUAAAAUAUCAGCUCUAGAUUAUUAAAUAUGGUUUUCUGUGGGCAAGCAGAUGCCAACUACCGGAUGGCAUAUGCUCUGUAUCUGAAAAUAGAUCUGAUAUGGUCUAUCCAAUGAAGUUUUCUGAUUUGUAACCUCUUUGGUACUAAUGUCGGAGAGUGGUCCCUGGUCAAAAAAAGGUUGGGAACCACUGAUCUAAACCACCAGGGGAUGGAGGGCUCCAGGGAUAAUUAUGGGGGAUAUUUAUUUAUGGACUACGUUUAUAUCCUGGCCUUCUCACCCCUUCCCACUGGGAGGAUUUUUCAGGCCACUAUAGUCGCUGUUCAGCUUAACCUGCUUGGUGUGACUUCUGGGAAAGUCGUUGUGUUCCUGGAAAGAGGGAGGGUUGCUUUCAUUGGUCUCUGAGAAGUGGUGUGAUGGGCAGCAUCCAUUAUGUGCCUUUUCCUGGUUAGAGGAUGGUGUGGGUCUCCCGGGGAAGAUGUAACCCCAAGCGUGCUACACCUACCAUUGGGGUGUUUGUAUUUAUUUUUAUUUCCUCCCCAUCUGGCUCCCUGGUGAUCCAAACAGCAGCUGUCCCUCAAAGGAGCUCUUCUUGCUAAUUAAUCCCCAUGAGAAAAGCCUCCAGGAGAACCAGGAAUAGCCAGGAGAAAUCGGAUCAGCUCAUGAACCGGUGGCUUAUAGGGACAGGUGGGAGGGCCCAGCGGCCCUUUUUUCUUUUCCAUUUGCCACGGUGUCUGGUGAAGCCUGCGUUUUUGCUCGCUCCCCUGGACUCGGAAGGCGAGCCAUGCCGGGGCUUCAAGGGGCCACGCUGGUGGAACUACCGCAGAAGCUCCACCGCACCUUGGCCACCAAGCGUGAGCUUCAUGGUCGAGCAGCAGACAUUUCCGAGUCCGUGGUCCACACCGCAGUCAUGGGGUUGCUCCUGAUGACCAGCGAGACACAUCACACCCUUCUUCUGGGCUCUGGGCACAUUGGUCUGCGCAAUCUUGGCAACACGUGCUUCAUGAACGCUGUCCUCCAGUGCCUGAGCAGCACCAAACCCUUGCGGGACUACUGCCUCCGCCGCGAAUUUCGGCAAGAGCAACCCGGAGCCCUGCGGACCCAGCAGGAGUUGACGGAAGCCUUCGCAGAUGUCAUUGCCACCUUGUGGCACCCCGAUUCCACAGAAGCCGCCAAUCCCAGCCGCUUCAAAGCCAUCUUCCAGAAAUACGUGCCAUCCUUUACAGGAUACAGCCAGCAAGACGCUCAGGAGUUUCUGAAGUUCCUGAUGGAUCGGUUGCAUGUGGAGAUCAAUAGGAAAGGACGCAAAACGCCCAGCAUCCUUUCCGACGCCAAGAGGGCCUCCGUAUUGGAGGAUGCCGACAUUCUGAGUGAUGACGAACAAGCCAACCAGAUGUGGAAGCGUUACCUGGAAAGAGAGGACAGCAAAAUAGUGGACCUCUUUGUCGGCCAGCUGAAGAGCUGCCUCAAGUGUCAAGUGUGCGGUUAUAGGUCGACCACGUUUGAAGUUUUCUGCGACCUCUCCCUGCCCAUCCCCAAAAAGGGCUUCACGGGCGGAAAGGUCUCUCUCCUCGACUGUUUCAGCCUCUUCACCAAAGAAGAGGAGCUGGACUCGGAGAAUGCACCGGAAUGUGAUAAAUGUCGGCAGAGGACCCGAAGUACCAAGAAGCUGACCAUCCAGCGCUUUCCCCGAAUCCUUGUGCUACAUCUGAACCGUUUCUCCACCACCCGCUACUCCAUUAAGAAGUGCUCUGUGUUUGUGGACUUCCCCCUACAACAGCUGAACCUGAAGGAGUUUGCCAGCGAAAAAGCAGGGACUCCUGUGUACAACCUUUACGCCCUCUGUAACCACUCCGGCAGUGUACACUACGGCCACUACACAGCCUUCUGCAAGGACCAGUCUGGCUGGCGGGUCUACAAUGAUUCCCGUGUCUCUCCGAUCAGCGAGAACCAGGUCCCUUCCAGCGAGGGAUACGUCCUUUUUUACGAGCUGGACGACACGCACUGGAAGAAGCAGUAAAAAUAAAUAAUAAAAUGACUGGGUGCCCUUCAGCGUUUUUGCUCGACUGCCCUCUUACCUCAGAGACAAAAACAAAACAAUAAGAAAACAAACAAACACUGUGUGGAGUUGGUUUCUCAGAGUGAGCUGGUUCGCCCAACUUUGUCCUGUGGGUUGUUUUAUUAUUAAUAUUAUUAUUAUAUUAUUUUCUCCCCCUUGGCUUUGGUUAACUUUACCAAGGCUGCAGGAUGACUCUCGUCUUAUGGAAGAGUCUAGGUUGUGGGGAAAAGCCCGACCGAGAGGGAAACUGAGGCGGAUGAUGACACCUCCUCUGCCUGUCCGUCUGUCCGUCCGUCUGUCCCCCGACCCCUCAGGUGAAAUGACGCCCGCUACUGAUUUUAACUUUGUACAUAAUGAUGACUUUGUACAUAGAUAAAAAAAGACCGAACAAUGAAAAGGUUGAGACUUUUUUUGUGAAUAAAUUUGCUAAAAAAAUAA
Messenger RNA from Anolis carolinensis (green anole), 2942 nucleotides. It is a transcript of the gene usp21, whose product is annotated as ubiquitin specific peptidase 21. Bases 1230 to 2465 code for a protein of 411 amino acids. The record is from RefSeq and is a predicted model, not a curated record. The transcript is spliced from 12 exons. Gene Ontology annotation, biological process: protein deubiquitination. Gene Ontology annotation, cellular component: cytoplasm. Gene Ontology annotation, molecular function: cysteine-type deubiquitinase activity. Lineage: Eukaryota; Metazoa; Chordata; Lepidosauria; Squamata; Anolidae.